CAUUCUAAUAUAACUAACGUUAACAAUCAGAUGUGUAGCAUAUAAAGAUAAACUGCAGUCGAAUUUAGCCAUGAAGGUCGUUUUAUCCAUCGUGGUCGCUGUAUGCACCGUUAUGGGCGUUCAAGCCGAUCAAGUAACAAACGUAAAAGUUAACGCCGAAGCAAGUGCCGUUGUACAGUUAACUGACUCCAAUUUCGAAAAGCUAACCCAGGCCAGCACUGGAGCCACCACCGGACCAUGGUUCGUCAAAUUCUACGCUCCCUGGUGCUCACACUGUAGGCAAAUGGCACCAGCAUGGGAAAGACUCGCUAAAGAGCUUAAAGGUGUAGUGAACGUAGCAGAUUUGGAUGCUACACGCGCACCAAAUGUAGCAAAGAGAUUCGCCAUCAAGGGAUACCCAACACUGCUACUUAUCGACAAGGGACGUAUGUACCAAUACAAAAACGGAGAUAGAAGCACCGAGAAACUAGCAGCAUUCGCCACCAACGAUUACAAAAAGGCACUUUCUAACCCAGUACCUGCGCCGUUGACCUUCGUAGGAGUAACAAUCGACUUCUUCGUAACAGGAACACAGGAAGCACAACGCAUCUAUGAUGUAGCCUUCAGAGGAUUCUUUGUUAUCAGCACAUUUGCAUUCCUGGGAGGUAUACUCAUGGGAAUGGUCAUCGCUGUCAUUGCAUUAUCCAAAGGUAACUCAACAGCACAUGGCAACAAAAGCCCAAGGAACGCCCGCAAGCAGGAUUAAACAUUUAAUUAACAACUAAUAACAUGCUGAAAUAUUUCUAAAAAUAAACUCUUUGGUGUGAUUUUUAACGUUGCGC
Messenger RNA from Babesia bovis T2Bo, 821 nucleotides. Its product is annotated as Thioredoxin family protein. Bases 71 to 745 code for a protein of 224 amino acids. Gene Ontology annotation, biological process: response to endoplasmic reticulum stress. The transcript has 2 exons. Gene Ontology annotation, molecular function: protein disulfide isomerase activity; protein-disulfide reductase activity. NCBI's taxonomy places the organism in Eukaryota, Apicomplexa, Aconoidasida, Piroplasmida, Babesiidae. The record is from RefSeq and is a predicted model, not a curated record. Gene Ontology annotation, cellular component: endoplasmic reticulum lumen.